AAAAAAAUCACACAAAUCAUUAUUUUCUGUAUGCUCCCUGUAAAGGUACACCCUUUGAAUCAGACGCCCUUUCUCAUAUCCGUCGCGACGCUCGAGGGUGCGGUCCCUUCAUUUGACUCACUUCAACCACCGCCAGAGACGAUAAUUUCAAUCCUUUCUCUCAUAAAGGGCAAAACAAAUAUUAUUGUGUCUUUUUCACACGUUCCAAGUUUAAAAUUUUGAAGAUUAUUUAAGUAUCGUAAAAAAAAAGGGCGUGAAAAUUAUGGAUUUAAAAGGCAAAGUGGCCCUAGUGACUGGCGGUGCCUCGGGACACGGAAGAGAAUAUUGCAAGGAGUUGUUCAAACAAGGCUGCAAGAUUGCAAUAUGUGACAUUAACGCUGACGCCGGCGAAGAUCUGUUGCACCAACUAUCAAAAAACGUCAAAGAUAGAGUGAUUUACAUCCCCUGCGACGUUACAGACUACAUGCAAUUCGAGGAAGCCUUUCAAACAACAAUUUCCCAACUGGGCGGCGUUGAUAUCGUCAUUAACAACGCCGCAGUCAUGAACGAUAGAUUGUGGGAGUUGGAAGUUGAUGUGAAUUUGAACGGCGUCAUCAGAGGUCUUUUACUUGCAUUUAGAUUUUUGGGCAAAGACAGAGGCGGCCCGGGAGGGAUUGUGGUCAAUGCCGGAUCGAGUUGUUGCAAAACUCCUUUGGUGUCUUUACCAGUGUUUACAGCAACAAAACACGCGGUAGCAGCCCUGACUCGCUGUUAUGGAGACGCUUACCAUGUAAAUCUAACAGGAAUCAAAGUUGUAGCUCUGUGUCCCACUCCGACAGAGUCAGAAAUCGGGGGCGACCCUAGAAAAAGAAUUCUGAGCGGGGAAUACGAGCAAGCUUGGCUCAGAGACACUUCUUGCUCCGUUCCAGUAAAGCCUGAAAAACUUGGAAAAGCUCUCGUGGAGGUUAUUCAGAGUGCCAAAAGCGGUACCAGUUGGCUUGUCAGCAACGAUCAUCCUCCAAAAGAGAUACCGCUUUUGUAAAAGAGUGUGAAAUCGUUGUAAAUAAGUUAUGCGCUUGCUUCAGAUAAGCUUUAAUCAUUGGACAAAGUCCCUCUUUAUUCGCUUUGAUGUAUAUAAAUAUCAUUCAUUCGUCCGCAUUUAUAUAAAUACAUCGUCUUUUGUGCAAUCACUCAUGCCAAGCAUGCAUCGUUAUUUUUGUUAAUGAAAAAUUCACAAGUUUGUUAUAGGAAUCAAAAAAAUGUUUCGGCUGUAGUUUAUUCUUGAAAAAAUUUAAAAGAGCACAGAUAAAUUAAUAUUUUUAUGUUUGAAAUGUAUGUUUAGCUUUUUAUAAUGAAAUAAAUGGAAAAAUAUGUUAAAAUAA
Messenger RNA from Ceutorhynchus assimilis (cabbage seed weevil), 1361 nucleotides. Lineage: Eukaryota; Metazoa; Arthropoda; Insecta; Coleoptera; Curculionidae. The record is from the annotation of a GenBank genome assembly.